GACUCUGAGCCCGUUCUGCCGUUGAACGUUCACCUCAUAGUCUUCUGUGACUUUCUACUCUAGACUCAACUCUUGUAUUGGUACUCCUCACAACGUCUCAGAAUCUCUUGUCCGACACCUAACAUGGCUAGCGACCUUUACGAAACGCUUGGCUUGGUCAGAAAUGCUACCCCAGACCAGAUUCGCAAGGCUUACAGGAAGAAAGCCUUAGAAACCCAUCCUGACCGUUUGCCUCAAGGUGCUUCUCCAGCACAGAAAUCUGCGUCAGAGGAAAUGUUCCGCAAGGUCAAUAACGCUUACGAAGUCCUCAGCGACCCAGACAACCGUAAAACCUAUGACCAGUGUGGAGUAUGGCCUCCCCCAACUGCCCAGGAGAGCUACACUCAGGGCAACUGGCAACGUCCUACUAGAGAGCCCUUCCAAGAUCCAUUUUAUCAAGAUCCCUUUUCCCGACAUCCAUUUUUCGGUAACAGCCACCAAGCAGACCCAUUCGGUUUCUUCGUUGCUUCACGUCAUCCACACUUCCAUGACUUUACAGAUCCUUUUGUGCUCUUCAAUCGCAUUUUCGGAGAUCUCCACCAAGCCUUUUCGAGAGAUCCCUUCGGUGAUCCGUUCGGUCAUCGGGAUGAUGGCUUCUUUGGCCGGGGGUCCAUGUCUCCAAUGUCUAUGAACCACAUCACGAGCUCGCCGUUUGAAUUCCUCAACGCCGGCAACGUAAAUGUAUACAGCUCUUCUUCUCGCGGUAGACUCGGUGGUGGCUCGAACGGCUCGAGAUGGCUUUCUGAGAGUUACACGACUUCCACUGUGAACGGUGUUACCCACACCAAAGCUGUCCGUAGAGAUUCACAAGGUAACGAGCACGUCACCUACUCGUUCCCGGAUGGUACCGAGCGCCGCCUGAUCAAUGGGGUCGAGCAACCCUCAAACACUAACCAUCUCCCAUCUCAUCACAACAACCGUGCAAUCGCUGCGCCGCCGCCAAGUCAAGUACCCCCUUCGCCAUAUGAUGCUCAUGUUGUCCCACCGUCAGCUGCAGGAUCCACGCGCUCAUCACAGGGCCUUCAUUCGAGGUCCCGAGACUACGCAAGGCAACCCCAAGAUCCCAAUCCUACAUACGACUCUUACUCGAUGCAACCACAAGUGCCUUAUGCCUCGCAAUAUGCGGAUCCAAAUUCGUCUGGACACCGCCAGAAAUACAGGAGCCGCGGUGGCGCAGACGAGGCACGGGGUGGGGCUGCGUGGAACUUUUGGAAGUGAAUGAGGUUGUGAUCAAGAUGAUGAAUUUAUUUUGUACUCCAUACCUGGCCGUUCGCUCUAAUUUCUGAUGAUUCUGUAUACUCAUGCGGUGUAUUUGUUGUUUGUAUUUUUUUUCCUUCCGCUAGUGUUGUAUCCUUGUCCAUUGUACAUUUUACUUUCCAUUUUGUUACCUCCCUACGGAGAGCUCGCCCGUUUCCCAUUGAAGUAGCAGGGCUCCUGACAAUAGAAGAAUCAUCCU
Messenger RNA from Suillus clintonianus, 1495 nucleotides. RefSeq lists its product as uncharacterized. NCBI's taxonomy places the organism in Eukaryota, Fungi, Basidiomycota, Agaricomycetes, Boletales, Suillaceae. The transcript has 6 exons. Gene Ontology annotation, molecular function: protein folding chaperone; protein-folding chaperone binding. Bases 124 to 1257 code for a protein of 377 amino acids. Gene Ontology annotation, cellular component: nucleus; cytoplasm. The record is from RefSeq and is a predicted model, not a curated record.